AUGGCGCAUUCAGCGAAAUUCUUUAUUAAAUUCCCUCUCCGCACAUGUUGGGCUACAUUCACUUUGUACGAUAAUGUGGAGGCAUGUUCGAUUGGUGUUCUGCCUAACACUGGGUCCGUGCGGAGGCCAAGGGCGCCACGGCUGGCAGACAUACCAAGACAUUCAGCGGUCGACGUCAGUGCAGAGGCUAAUAGAAAAAAUGACGUCGAUAAAAGAUGGCAACAGACCGAUGGAGACAGACUAACAACAUGCACCGAACGUUCUACUCUACUUCGGUCUCACGCAGCUAAGUCUGCAGAGUGUAGCGGACACAGUUCACCGCGCCCACGCCGCGCGCCCCGUGAGUCCCGUCGAGUGUCCCUUGCGCAGGCGCCGGGCUAUGUCCAGCUCAACCAGUAUCGGCUGCUAGAACCAAUUGGUCAGGGUUCCUACGGUAUUGUUAAGUUAGCUUACAACGAAGAAGAUGAUACGCAUUAUGCAAUGAAGAUCCUUUCGAAGCGUAAGUUGAUGCGACGCGCAGGUCUGUUCGGGAGAGCACCACCGCGGCGCCCGGGUCCUGGGCCCCAGGCUCCCGGACCGUCGCCGGACCCGCUGCAAAGAAUCUACAGGGAGAUAGCCGUGCUCAAAAAAUUAGACCACCCUAAUGUAGUUAAAUUAGUUGAGGUCUUAGACGACCCAGCUGAAGACCAAUUGUACUUAGUGUUCCAGCUGUUAGAAGGAGGUCCUGUGAUAGAUAUACCGACUGAAAAUCCUUUAGAUGAAAACGUAGCAAGAAAAUAUUUUAGGGAUUCAUUGCUAGGUGUCGAAUACUUACAUUUUCAACGAAUAGCGCACCGUGAUAUCAAACCUGCGAAUUUACUGCUCGGUGAGGGCAGAGUGCAGGUGGCUGAUCUCGGAGCGUGCGGUGAACUAGCAGGUGCUGGGAAACUCUCUGGCGCAGUUGGCACACCCGCCUUCCGAGCACCCGAAGCCUUUGCACCAGCGGAUAGGUAUAUAGGCGAGGCGGCAGAUAUAUGGUCACUAGGUGUUACAUUAUACGCGAUGGUAACAGGCCGAGUGCCAUGGUGUGGUGACAAUACAACGGAACUACAAAAGCGGGUCCUAACUGAGCCACUCUCUUUCCCUUCAAAACCGGCGCUGUCUCGGCCACUACGACGAUUGCUGGCUAGAAUGCUUGAUAAAAAUCCAAACACGAGAGCUUUAAUGCAGGAAAUCAAAGAGCACGAAUGGAUAACAAAUGGUGGUAAAGAUCCUCUUCCUUCAGAGCAAGAGAAUUGUAGAUUAGUUGAAGUAACAGACGAAGAUAUGGCCAGAGUCGUUACCUCCAUACCGAACCUAUCAACGCUAAUACUCAUCAAGACAAUGCUCAAGAAACAUAGUUUUCAGAAUCCCUUCCUACGCAGCCGUGAAGGUAGUGCCCGUAGGGAGUCUAAUGUCGGUGAAAUCGACAACGAAGCACAUAAGCAAUCACUUCGAAGAACUGCUUUAGCCAAAUCCGGACGAUCGCUUUCGGCCCCCGGAAAUUAUCUUACAGAAAACCGCCAACCAUCAUUUGAUAUCGGCUUAGAGGCAGUUCAGGAGACGAAGGAGAAACCGGUCGAAACUGCUGUCAAAGAAAAUGGUAAACUAGAGACAAGACGGUGAUGCUGCGCAUGGGCGCAUCGCGCUAGGAUCUAAAAAAUAAA
Messenger RNA from Papilio machaon (common yellow swallowtail), 1685 nucleotides. RefSeq names its product calcium/calmodulin-dependent protein kinase kinase 1. The record is from RefSeq and is a predicted model, not a curated record. Gene Ontology annotation, biological process: positive regulation of protein kinase activity; intracellular signal transduction; protein phosphorylation. Gene Ontology annotation, cellular component: cytoplasm. Gene Ontology annotation, molecular function: calcium/calmodulin-dependent protein kinase activity; ATP binding; calmodulin binding. The transcript has 12 exons. Lineage: Eukaryota; Metazoa; Arthropoda; Insecta; Lepidoptera; Papilionidae. The coding region runs from base 1 to 1644 and encodes 547 amino acids.